Molecule: messenger RNA, 1023 nt
Organism: Gossypium raimondii (Peruvian cotton)
Lineage: Eukaryota; Viridiplantae; Streptophyta; Magnoliopsida; Malvales; Malvaceae
Exons: 2
Coding region: 265-888 (207 amino acids)
Source: RefSeq, a predicted model, not a curated record
AGAAAUCAGUUGAAAUCAUGGCUGCCAAAUGAAAAGCAGAGAGUGUUCGUAAUAAAGAAAAGAAAAGAAGGGCACAUCACAUUGCCAACUCUCCCAUGCCUUUCAGACUCAUCCCUUCAACUUGAAGGCCAAAAAGCCUUUAUUUUUUUAAUUUUUUUCCACCUCUUUCUCUUUCUCUUUCUCUUUCAACACACAGAUGAAAAUUCCCUGUUUUCUCAUCUUUGCUCACCUCUUUCAUUCAUCGCUCUUCACCUUGCUUUGUUCAUGCAAGAUCCUAAGAACUCUCACACAAGGAAGCCUUGGUAUCAAAGAGCAAUGGAGAGGGCUACCGUAUGGAAAACUGUUUCGAAGACGGCCGGAAUCCCUACUACAAAUGCUACAACAUUGUGGAAAACCAUUUCAAGACCAACUGAAAUCCCCAUGGCGAAUGCAACAUUUUGGAAAGCGAUUCCCAAGUCCACCGAAAUCCCUUCAACUCAUCCCAAUAGAUCGGAGAAGCUACGGAAAUGUACUUCCCUAAGGGUUGCCACUACGUUUACUCGAGUUUGUCUAUGUGCACCAAUCUCUUCCUACAACGAGGUAUUUCGUGCCGAUGUUCCCCCUAGAAGAAGCAACACUUACCCUAGGUCAAAGGCCUUUCCCCUGGCGCAAGAAAGGGUAAUAACAAGCGCGAGACUUAGCACGGAAGGAAGAAGAGUUUUCCGUGGUAAAUCAUUGACGGACGAUGUAUUGAUGAGGAGAUUUGUUGUGGAAGAAGAAGCAAUGAUGCAAGUUAGGAGGAGGAAUCAAAUGGAGGUUAUAAGGAAGAGAAGUUUGAUGAGAAGGAAGAUGCUUGGCCCUAGUCCUCUUAGUAGAAUGGUAAAAGCUAAUGAAGAUGAUGAAUUUUAACCUUCUUUCUUUUUAAUAUUACCCAUAUUUUAUCUCUAGUUUUCUUUUAUUUAAUUUUCAUUUGUCUGUACUUUCGAUUGUGUACUUUUUUAAAUGCUGGGAUGCCAAUUCAAAUUUGGAUCUUGCUUUUAAGCA